Molecule: messenger RNA, 2622 nt
Organism: Corticium candelabrum
Lineage: Eukaryota; Metazoa; Porifera; Homoscleromorpha; Homosclerophorida; Plakinidae
Product: xylosyl- and glucuronyltransferase LARGE2s-like
Exons: 22
Coding region: 93-2255 (720 amino acids)
Biological process (GO): protein O-linked glycosylation via mannose
Molecular function (GO): xylosyltransferase activity; glucuronosyltransferase activity
Source: RefSeq, a predicted model, not a curated record
AUCCGGGCUUUGCAAUAACAUCCGGGAUACGUCACAUUCUUGUAUCCCUAUGUUUGUCGCCACGGCUUUUUGUUCGAUGCGAAACGCUUGAGAUGCGGUCAGUGCGACAGCGGGGAUGUCAACUGUUCGUGCUUGCUUGUAUCAUCGUUCCAUGCGUCACAUUCGUCACGCUGUUUCUGCAGUCGCAUGGAUGGGCUUGGGUGCCUACGGCUAUAAAGUCCAACAGUGAGGCCGACUACUGGAAAGCACGUGCUAAAGACACAGAGGCACGAAAUGCGAUCUUGCACAGAGACUUGAACGCGUUGAAAACCAACAGAGUUGACGAAUUGAAUGUAGAAGAAUUGAGGCUGAAUCUGACGCAUCGUAUUCCGAGUGGCGGCUGCACAAAGUCAAACAGUUUACCAAAAUGUGAGGUUAUUCAUAUUGCUAUAGUUGCUGCUGGUCAAAACUGCAGUCGUGAGGUAGCAUCUCAACUCAUCAAAUCAAUUCUCUUCUACAGACAGAAUCCACUUCACUUCCACUUUAUCUCUGACACAUUUGGUCGUCUCAUACUUGGAAACCUGUUCAAAACGUGGAGACUUCCAGGAGGGAAUAUAACAUUAUACAGCGCUGAUCCUGUUAUGGACAAAGUGAGUUGGGUUCCCAAUCGACAUUACUCAGGAGUGUUUGGCCUGAUGAAACUUGUUCUUCCAACAGUGUUACCAAAAGAAAUAACAAAGGUGAUUGUUCUGGAUACUGAUGUGACGUUUGCUUCUGACAUUGCCGAGCUGUGGUUACAGUUUAAGAACAUGAAGGAAACUAAGGCGGCUAUAGGACUGGUUGAAAACCAGAGUGACUGGUAUCUUGGCAAAAUCUGGAGAAAUCACAAACCAUGGCCAGCAAUUGGCAGGGGAUUCAACACGGGUGUGAUGCUGCUCGAUUUAGAACGAAUGCGAAGUAUGCAUUGGACACAGCUGUGGAGACUGGUCGCCGAGAAGCAGCUGAUGACAAUGCUGAGCACUCAACUUGCCGAUCAGGACAUUAUCAACUCGGUGAUAAGAGAGUAUCCCAGCAUGAGAUACGAAUUGAACUGUGCAUUUAAUGUCCAGCUGAGUGAACACACAAGGAGCGAGCUUUGUUACACUGACGAUGUGUCGGAUAUCAAGAUCGUUCAUUGGAACUCGCCGAAGAAAACGAAAGUGCACACAAAGCAUGUCGGGUACUUCAGGAAUCUGUACUUGUCGUUCCAGCAGUUUGACGGCCACCUUCUUCGGCGAGAGUUGAUUGGUUGUGGCAAGCCGGAGACAAGCAUUCAGGAAGAUAUGUCAAUCAAUUUAGACGACGUAUGUUAUGACUUCAGGCAUGAAGCAGUGAUGACUAGGAGAACACAUCUCUAUUAUCUUCCGUACGAUUUCAAGGGUACUGACUUGCAGGAUAUCACUCUUAUUGCUCAGUUGUCUGUUGACCGACUGCAGAUGAUCGAGCCAUUGUACAAACAUUGGGAAGGUCCAAUUCAGUUAGGAUUGUACAUGUCCGACACAGAAGCACAACAAUUUCUCAAAUACGCAUUGUCAUCCGACAUCAUCUCAAGACGUCGCAAUGCAGGCAUUCACAUCGUUUUUAAAGAAGGGGAUUUCUAUCCAGUCAACUACCUACGCAAUGUUGCUCUCAGUCAGGUAAAGACGGGAUUCGUCUUUCUUUCGGAUAUUGAUUUUCUUCCUAUGUAUGGUCUCUAUGACUACCUAAGGAAGGUUGUCAGUAUGAUGGAUAUGAACAAAAAGGCACUAAUAGUUCCAGCAUUUGAAACUCUCAGAUAUCGGUUGGCAUUUCCAAAGUCUAAGUCACAAGUUCUGAGUAUGCUCGAUCAGGGGCUCCUGUAUACCUUCAGAGAGCAUGUGUGGACCAGGGGUCAUGCCCCUACAAAUUUCGCACGAUGGCGUACUGCAACAACUCCAUACAGAGUCCAUUGGGAGAGAGACUUUGAGCCGUAUGUUGUUGUGCAGAGCAACGUGUCACGGUACGAUGAGCGUUUUGUUGGAUUCGGGUGGAAUAAAGUGUCGCACAUUAUGGAGUUAGAUGUUCAAGGGUACGACUUCAUCGUACUGCCCAACGCAUUCACCAUUCACAUGCCACAUGCUCCAUCAUUUGACAUCACCAAAUUCAGAUCUAACGCAGUGUACAGAGAAUGUCUACAGACGUUGAAGGAUGAAUUUCAGAGAGAUUUGUCGCACAAAUAUGGAGUUACCGCCCUAAAGUAUAUUCAAGUAGAGUCGUGACAAUAUGAAAUAGACUUGGCAGCUGCAUCAAUUGACUUUGUAUUUCAUAACCAUUCUAACUACAUUGAUAUACAGAUGACUUGCAUUUGCUAUUAGAUAAAAGUAGAUGACAAGAGUGGGCUUAUGUCUUGUGUUUGCUAGUGCGUAACAUACAGAAGGACAAGGACAGACACAUACAUUCAGAUCACUUCCAGCUUUCCUUCGGGCUCUUCCAUACCUUCAUCCAAAUCGUCUUUUGCAAGGCAAACGAAGCAAACCAAGCACUGUGAGUACCCGGGAGAUGGGAAGGAGCUAGUGCAGUGAUAGGUGAGGCAAACUAUUUUUGAGUAUUUCACAAACACAAAUGACUAUAGCACAUAUUGUCAUU